AUGUUUUUUAAGUUUCUUGGACUCUGUGCCUUUUUGGGAGCCAUUUCCCUGUCUACGGGCUUCAAUGUAACAUCUAAUCUUAUUGAAGCUCCAUUUGUAAAGAUCGGAUCCGGCUAUUACUACAUUGAAAACAAUCUUAAAAAGAAUUGGUAUGCUGCGUAUGAAUCGUGCCGAAGAUUGAAGGCAGAUUUAGUCACCUUCGAAAGCGUAGAGGAACUUGAUAUGGUAUCUCAGUACAUUUUGAAUUCCAAAACGGAUGUAAUGUAUUGGGCAUCUGGAACUGACUUGGCGGAGGAGGGUAGUCACGUGUGGUUCUCGAAUGGACAGCCCGUGUAUUCUGAUUUGUGGUGCCCAGGACAGCCGGACAAUAAAGAUGGUGGGGAACACUGUGAUGGUUUGUGGUUCGAAUCCGAGACGAUUGGACUGAAUGACGGGAACUGCGGAAUGCUUCAUUGCUAUAUUUGCGAGGCAACCCAGCCAAUUAAUUGCAUGCAAAAACACCUGAUGCAAUAA
Messenger RNA from Drosophila takahashii, 513 nucleotides. Its product is annotated as C-type lectin 37Da-like. Gene Ontology annotation, molecular function: signaling receptor activity. NCBI's taxonomy places the organism in Eukaryota, Metazoa, Arthropoda, Insecta, Diptera, Drosophilidae. The record is from RefSeq and is a predicted model, not a curated record.